This is a messenger RNA of Dictyostelium purpureum, 2145 nucleotides long. RefSeq lists its product as uncharacterized. The record is from RefSeq and is a predicted model, not a curated record. NCBI's taxonomy places the organism in Eukaryota, Evosea, Eumycetozoa, Dictyosteliales, Dictyosteliaceae. Gene Ontology annotation, molecular function: oxidoreductase activity. The transcript is spliced from 4 exons. The coding region runs from base 1 to 2145 and encodes 714 amino acids.
AUGAAUGAAUUUUUUAGUAUGAAUGAAUUUUUUAGUAUGAAUGAAUUUUUUAGUAUGGACGAUUUUGCAAGUAGCUCAUUAUAUAAAUUGAAUAAUAUCAAAAUAAUAUCAAAUAUCCAACAGUUUAAAAAUUGUAUCGAUUUAUCCGAAAUCAAUAUCAAUACCACAAUUUAUUUUAUAAAAACAGUAGAUGAAAUAAAUAUCAAUAAUUUUAAAGAAAUAACAAUGGAAUAUAUUGAAAUUAAUCAGCUUUUAUUAAAAUUCAAAUUAAAUUCAAAACAUAUUUUAGUUACUUUGGAUUCAGAGUCAUCCAACUACUUAUCAUCCUCAGUAGUAGGUGCAGCAAGAUAUUUUGAUGAAUUUUUAGAGUUAAAGUUAUUUACAUUAAAUUUUGAUAAACAAUCAAUUAUUAAUCAAGAUAUCAUUUCUAUUAUUCCAACAAUAGUCAAUUGGGAUUUUUCAAUACACAGAGAGUUUUUUAUUAAAAAUAAUAAUGUUUUUUAUGAACGUUAUAAAAAAGAGACCAAUCUAAAUCAAAAUUUUAAAUCAAACUCCUACAUUGAACUAAAAAAAGAAAAUAGAGAGUUGUUCAAAUUAAAACUAUCACCAAAUCUAGAGUAUCAACUUAAACAAAGAGAAGUCAAAUUAGAGUCAAAUCAAGUUGAAGUCAAAGUUAUGGCAUUUGGUAUAAAUUAUAAAGAUUAUUUAAUAUACUCAGGAAAUGCACCACCAGAAAUAGCAAAUAGAUUAAGUGGUGAUCUUAGCGAUCAGAAUUUUGCAAUGACUUUUCAGGUGUUAUUACAAGAAUUGGUCCAGAUGGGUUCAGAUAGAAGUGGUGUUGAUCUAAUAUUAAAUACUCUUUCAAGUAACUAUAUGGAUUCCAAUUUUAAGUCUCUUACAACUGGUGGUAGAAUUGUAGAUCUUUCGGUGACACACUUAAAUACAAAUGAAUACACAAAUAACAAUAAUUUCAAAUAUAAUUUUGGAUACUUCAAUAUCGAAUUACUAUUUAUCAGUAACGAAAUAAAAAGAACUUUAUUAAAAAAGAUCACAAGUGCAAUUGAAUCAAAUAAAUUGGACAAUAUAUUACCAAUAACGGAAUACUCAAAUAAAGAAAUUAAAGAUGCAAUUGAAUAUAUAAAUCAGCGUAAACAUAUUGGAAGAAAAAUUACUAAACUAAAUUAUGAAAUCAAUGGUUUGGGUGAAACAAUUCUAAUUACUGGCCAAUCUGGUAUUAUUUUGGAUAUAUUAAAAUGGAUAUUAAUGUAUUCAAAAACAGUCAAAAAUGUAAUUAUUAUAACAAAAUCAAAAUUGAAAUGGGGAUUAGAAUUCGUAAUUAAUAGCUAUAAGGAAAAUAUAAAUUUUUAUUUCAAGUCUUUAGAUAUCAGCAAUUUAGAAGCUUUGGAAAAUUCAAUAAGUGAAGUUUUAUUAUCAAGUAAUAUUAAAAAUAUAGAUUCUAUAUUUCAUUUUGCUUUUGAACAAGUUUUUGGUGAAGUUCAAGAUAUAAGCUUAAAUCAUUUAAAUAGAUCCCACAGUGCAAAAACAUUAGGGGCUAUUAAUCUACAUAAUUUAUCAAUAAAACUCAAAUGGAAACUAACCAAUUUUGUCAUGGCUUCUUCUGUAGCGUCUUGUAUUGGGUCUACAGACCAAUGUUCCAAUGUUUGUGCAAAUCUUGUUUUAGACUCUUUAUCCAAAUAUAGAAAAUCAAUCGGGUUACCCUCUAUUUGCACAAACUGGGGAAUGUUACAAUCAUCAGGUUUUGUAGCAAGAAAUCAAUCGGUCAUUGAAUUAUUGGAUGGUCAAGGUUUGAAUCCGCUACCAAUCAAUACUAUUGUUGGAUCUUUGGAUUUAAUGAUCCAAAAUCAAGAUCAAUCAACUAAUUUACUGCUUUCUAAUUUCAAUUUUACUCGUUUACUUAAUUUCCAAGGUUCAAUUUUCAAUAAAUUCGACUAUCAAUUAAAUUUAGUAAGAGGUUUAAAACAAGUUAAUGUUAAUAUUUCCCAAGAAGACACCAUUGAUUCAAUUUUUUUAAAUAAACUAGCCGAGCUAUUAUCAAUUGAUCAAAAUAAAAUCAAUAUUGAAGUAAAACUAAACUCACUAGUAAAAAAAAGAUUAGAAAUAGGUAAUAAUUUAAAAGGUGUUUAA